Molecule: messenger RNA, 1484 nt
Organism: Carya illinoinensis
Lineage: Eukaryota; Viridiplantae; Streptophyta; Magnoliopsida; Fagales; Juglandaceae
Product: UV-B-induced protein At3g17800, chloroplastic
Exons: 3
Coding region: 128-1351 (407 amino acids)
Source: RefSeq, a predicted model, not a curated record
CAGAGAAUGACAUUCGUGAUUGUCCGCAAUGAAUAAACCAACUGUUCUAACCACCACAACUCUGACCAUCUGAAUUUCUCUCUCUCUCUGGGUGAGUUUCAGAACCCUAGUCCUCGGACCCUAAAGAAUGCAGAUUUCGGGAGCUAUCAGCGACGUGUUGGUGGCACUUCCAUCGGCGGUUAGUCUUAGGUCUCCAGAACUCAGGCACUUGAACACACUCUGCGAUUCCAAGAGCUUCCUUUCUGCUGGACUCCCCAAGAGCUGUUCUUCAUUUUGCAUUCCCAAGCUUGGAACUGGACUGCACAAAUUUCGAGCAAGAAGCUUCACUGUGAAAGCCUUAGGGGAGUCAAGUGAUGAUUUAGUGCCAGUUGCUCCUCUUGAACUUGAAUCCCCGGUCGGCCAGCUUUUGGUUCGAAUUUUGCAAACCCAUCCUCAUCUACUGCCUGCGGCAAUUGAUCAGCAACUUGAGAACCUUCAAACUUAUAAAGAUGCUCAGAUAGAAGAAAUUUCAUCCGAAGAUCUCCUCUACAAGAGAAUUGCUGAAGUGAGAGAGAAAGAAAGGCGUAAGGCACUGGAAGAGAUAAUAUACUGCUUAAUUGUACAAAGAUUUGUGGACAAUGACAUUUUGCUGAUCCCCAAGAUAUCAGAAACUUUGGAUCCUACUGGCCGAGUGGAUUUUUGGCCAAACCAAGAGCAGAAACUAGAAUCUGUUCAUUCUCCUGAGGCAUACGAGAUGAUACAGAGCCACUUAUCUCUCGUUCUUGGGGAGCGAGUUGUCGGUCCCCUUGAUACGACUGUUCAGAUCAGCAAAAUAAAACUUGGAAAGCUGUAUGCUGCUUCAAUAAUGUAUGGGUACUUUCUAAAAAGAGUUGAUGAGCGAUUUCAACUUGAAAGAACGAUGAAAACCAUUCCUGAUGGUUCUAAUAAAGAACAGGAAAGUUCUGAAGAUCCUGCUCCAUUAAAACAGCUCUGGGAUCCUGAUUCCUUGAUCCGGGUUUUACCCAAUGAUGGUGGUGAGACUGACGAGGUAGGUUUCAUGGACGAUGGUGAGGGCAAAUCAUAUCGACUGAGAUCCUAUGUUAUGUACUUGGACGCAGAGACUCUUCAGAGAUAUGCUACUAUAAGAUCGAAAGAAGCUAUUUCUUUGAUUGAAAAGCAGACACAAGCCCUGUUUGGGAGGCCUGACAUCAGGAUAGCUGAGGAUGGUUCAAUCGACACAUAUAAUGAUGAUAUACUUGGAAUUACCUUCAGUGGAUUGACAAUGUUAGUCUUGGAAGCAGUUGCAUUUGGAUCAUUCCUAUGGGAUGCAGAAAGCUAUGUCGAAUCCAAGUACCAUUUUCUUAAAAGCUAGAAACAGGAUCAGUAUCGUUCAGAUCUAUUAAUGCUCCCUGAGGCUGUAUAGUUUGUAAUGUAUAGCGGAUGAUGUAACUCCAAUAUUUACAAGAGAUACUGUGUUCAUCCAAUACAUUAAAAUUUAGAGAUCU